UUGAAAUAUUAUUCACUGACCUUGAAUGGUAACACGCACCAAUCCUGGGUUUUUCUUUAAUGAUAUAAUUAAUUAUACAAUCGUAUAUAAAUAAAUAUUAUUGAUCAAUCAGUAAUAAUAUUACUUUAUACUUUAUAAAUAUGCGCCUAUUUCUUAUUUUAUAUCUAAGCUUCAUUAUCAGUUUUAUAAAUUGUAAUAAUGAAGAAGAUGAAUCAGAUUUAUCGAUCAUUACUGAAGAAUUAAUGAAUGCUGGUUUCGAUUAUGCUAAUCUAUUACAUAAAUGGUUUGAAAAAAAUAUUGGAAAAAAUGAAAUUAAAAUAAUUAAACAAAAUAUAGCGAAAUUUGGAAAAUUAGCAUUAAAUUUUAUUGAUUCAAGUAAGUAGUUAUGAUAAUGAGUCAAUCAAUAAUCGUGAUCAAUAAUUUGUUGUUUUUUUUUUGUUUUUUUUUCUUAAUUGUAGCUAUACAAAACUUAAUUAAAGAUGAUGAUGAUGAUGAUAAUAAUAAUGAGGAUUAUGAUCAUGAUCACGAAUAUAAUGACUCACAAUUAAAACAUAAUGAAUUAUAAAAUCAAUAAUUUUGUACUGUAUAUAUAUAUACAUAUACGUUAUUUUGUAAAAUAGAUUGUUUCUUUGAUUGAAUUAAAAAUAAACUCUAUGGAU
Molecule: messenger RNA, 659 nt
Organism: Schistosoma bovis
Lineage: Eukaryota; Metazoa; Platyhelminthes; Trematoda; Strigeidida; Schistosomatidae
Source: the annotation of a GenBank genome assembly